CCCGCUGGCCUCGGAGCAGGCGCCCGCGCCCUCGGCCUCGGCCUAGUCAUGCUCCUCCCGGGCGCGCAGCGGCUGCGGGGCAUCCUGCUGCGGAGCUGCGGGCGGCUGGGCUCCCCCGGGCGCCCGCGCUCGAUCUGCGGCCGGGAAGGAGAGGAAAAACUACCUUUAUCUGCAGAAACACGGUGGAAAGACAGAGCAGAAACAGUGAUAAUUGGAGGUGGCUGUGUUGGUGUGAGUCUGGCUUAUCACCUCGCCAAAGCGGGGAUGAAAGAUGUGGUCCUGCUGGAGAAAUCGGAGCUCACGGCUGGAUCUACCUGGCACGCAGCAGGUUUAACAACUUAUUUUCAUCCUGGAAUAAACUUGAAGAAAAUACAUUAUGAUAGCAUCAAACUUUAUGAGAAAUUGGAAGAAGAAACUGGGCAGGUGGUGGGAUUCCAUCAGCCAGGUAGUAUCAGGCUUGCAACCACCCCUGUAAGGGUAGACGAAUUUAAAUAUCAAAUGACUCGGACUGGCUGGCAUGCAACAGAACAGUAUAUCAUUGGACCUGAAAAAAUUCAAGAGAUGUUCCCUUUACUCAACAUGAAUAAGGUUUUAGCUGGAUUGUAUAAUCCUGGAGAUGGUCACAUUGAUCCCUAUUCUCUAACUAUGGCUCUGGCUGCUGGAGCUAGGAAAUAUGGUGCCCUUUUAAAAUAUCCUGCACCAGUAACUUCUCUGAAACCCAGGUCAGAUGGAACAUGGGACGUUGAAACACCACAGGGGUCUGUGAGAGCAAAUAGAAUUGUGAAUGCUGCAGGAUUUUGGGCUCGUGAAGUAGGUAAAAUGAUGGGACUAGAACAUCCUCUCAUUCCGGUUCAACAUCAGUAUGUUGUUACGUCAACUAUACCUGAAGUGAAAGCUUUGAAACGAGAACUCCCUGUGCUCCGUGACCUGGAAGGAUCAUUUUACCUCCGACAAGAAAGGGAUGGGCUUUUGUUUGGUCCAUAUGAAAGUCAGGAGAAAAUGAAAGUUCAGGACUCCUGGGUCACCAAUGGAGUUCCUCCAGGUUUUGGAAAGGAACUCUUUGAGUCUGAUCUAGAUCGAAUCAUGGAACACAUCGAAGUUGCCAUGGAAAUGGUUCCUGUCUUAAAAAAGGCUGACAUCAUCAAUGUCGUCAAUGGUCCUAUCACGUAUUCUCCUGACAUUCUGCCUAUGGUGGGGCCCCAUCAGGGGGUCAGAAACUACUGGGUGGCCAUAGGCUUUGGAUAUGGCAUAAUCCACGCUGGUGGGGUAGGGAAAUAUCUCAGUGACUGGAUCCUGCAUGGAGAACCUCCUUUUGACCUAAUAGAAUUGGAUCCCAAUCGCUACGGCAAAUGGACAACAACCCAGUACACUGAGGCCAAAGCAAGAGAAUCAUAUGGAUUCAACAAUAUUGUUGGUUACCCUAAAGAAGAACGGUUUGCUGGGAGGCCGACUCAGCGAGUCAGUGGGCUGUACCAAAGCCUGGAGUCUAAGUGUUCCAUGGGGUUCCAUGCUGGCUGGGAGCAGCCACAUUGGUUCUACAAACCAGGCCAGGACACUCAGUACAGGCCAAGUUUUCACCGCACAAACUGGUUUGAGCCUGUGGGCUCUGAGUAUAAACAGGUUAUGCAAAGAGUAGGGGUGAUUGACCUAACACCAUUUGGCAAGUUUAACAUCAAAGGCCGAGAUUCCAUUCGACUAUUGGACCAUCUCUUUGCAAAUAUCAUUCCAAAGGUGGGUUUUACAAAUAUAAGUCACAUGUUAACACCCAAAGGUCGAGUGUAUGCUGAGUUGACUGUUUCUCACCAAUCUCCUGGGGAGUUUCUAUUAAUAACUGGCUCUGGAUCAGAACUUCAUGAUCUUAGAUGGAUUGAAGAAGAGGCAGUCAAAGGUGGGUAUGAUGUUGAAAUUAAAAACAUAACCGAUGAGCUUGGAGUCCUUGGAGUUGCUGGUCCACGUGCAAGAAAGGUCCUUCAGAAGCUGACCUCUGAAGAUCUUAGUGAAGAUGUUUUCAAGUUUCUUCAAACCAAGUCCUUAAAGAUUUCCAACAUUCCUGUCACUGCUAUUAGGAUAUCUUAUACUGGUGAACUGGGUUGGGAGCUGUACCACAGAAGAGAAGACUCUGUGGCGCUGUAUGACAUGAUCAUGAAUGCAGGCCAGGAGGAGGGAAUCGACAAUUUUGGAACCUAUGCCAUGAAUGCCUUACGCCUGGAGAAAGCCUUCAGAGCCUGGGGGUCCGAGAUGAACUGUGAUACAAAUCCUUUGGAAGCUGGACUGGAAUAUUUUGUGAAGUUAAAUAAGCCAGCAGAUUUCAUAGGAAAGCAAGCACUGAAACAGAUUAAAGCCAAGGGGCUGAAACGAAGACUGGUGUGCCUCACCUUGGCAACGGAUGAUGUUGAUCCAGAGGGAAAUGAAAGCAUCUGGUACAAUGGCAAGGUGGUUGGCAACACGACAUCUGGAAGCUAUAGCUACAGCAUCCAGAAGAGUCUGGCUUUCGCAUAUGUCCCUAUAGAACUAAGUGAAGUAGGACAACAAGUGGAAGUUGAACUAUUAGGCAAAAAUUACCCAGCAGUCAUCAUACAAGAGCCUUUGGUAUUGACUGAACCAACCAGAAACCGGCUUCAGAAAAAAGGUGGAAAGGACAAAACUUAAAAAAGACCUUUAGCUGUCAACUGAAUUUGAGUUGCUAAUGACUGUCUUUGAAAUUAUUAUAAUUGGUUUCCAGGGGAAUCAAGGAAACCAGGAAUUUAUUUCAAAAUCAUCAAAGCCUAGAUUUAGAAUCUUAAAGAUACCUUUCUGUUAAGUGUUUUCUAAGCAAGACAGAAUAAUAGAUAAAUGAUUUAUAUUGUUCUUUUAAAUGAAGAAAUUUGAAAUGAAUUUUUUUUAUUACCCCACAUUACCCAAUCGGCAAAACAUUUAGGUGUUUGCCAAUACAUACGAUCAUUACUAUAACUGAGUUAAAGGACAUUUUAUAAUUUUAGUAACAAAUGCAUGUGUUUCUUGAUAGCCAAAAACAAAUUAAUAAAUUAUCUUUUACAUAAAAACAUAUAAAAUAUUGUUGAUGGAUUUACUUCACUGAGAAACCUUUCCUUAGAUGAAUAAAUAAUCGUUUUAAUUUUUCAUGA
Molecule: messenger RNA, 3122 nt
Organism: Cebus imitator (Panamanian white-faced capuchin)
Lineage: Eukaryota; Metazoa; Chordata; Mammalia; Primates; Cebidae
Gene: DMGDH
Product: dimethylglycine dehydrogenase
Exons: 16
Coding region: 49-2649 (866 amino acids)
Cellular component (GO): mitochondrion
Molecular function (GO): oxidoreductase activity; protein binding
Source: RefSeq, a predicted model, not a curated record